Messenger RNA from Sycon ciliatum, 3250 nucleotides. Its product is annotated as 116 kDa U5 small nuclear ribonucleoprotein component-like. Gene Ontology annotation, biological process: mRNA splicing, via spliceosome. The coding region runs from base 83 to 3001 and encodes 972 amino acids. NCBI's taxonomy places the organism in Eukaryota, Metazoa, Porifera, Calcarea, Leucosolenida, Sycettidae. Gene Ontology annotation, molecular function: GTPase activity; GTP binding; U5 snRNA binding. The record is from RefSeq and is a predicted model, not a curated record. The transcript has 4 exons. Gene Ontology annotation, cellular component: U4/U6 x U5 tri-snRNP complex; cytosol; U2-type catalytic step 2 spliceosome.
GCGCAGUUCAAUAAUCAACACAUGCAGCAUAGUUCAACUUUGAGCUGAGGUUUUUAAUUUUGGUUAUGGUGAAGUAAAAAGCAUGGAUACGGAGCUAUAUGAUGAGUUUGGGACCUACAUCGGUCCCGAACUGGACAGCGAUGAUAGCGAAGAAGAGAUUGAUACUGGCGGCCAGGAUGCUGUCGCUGGCGAGGGAGAGGAAGCUAUGGAUGAUGAUGAGGAGGGCAAUGAGCCUUCCCACAUGCAAAUUGUCCUGCACGAGGAUAAAAAAUACUACCAAACCGCAGAAGAAGUGUAUGGCUCUGAGGUGGAAGCUAUUGUGCACGAGGAAGAUGCCCAGCCUCUAUCAGAGCCCAUCAUUGCACCAGUAAUCAAGAAGAAGUUUUCGCUGUUGGAGCAAGAACUACCAGCCACAACCUAUGAGAUUGAAUACUUAGCUGACAUGAUGGACAAUCCCGACCUCAUUCGUAAUGUAGCACUAGUGGGCCAUCUUCAUCAUGGAAAGACAUCGUUUGCAGACAUGUUGAUUGAAAAUACUCACCCAGAAAUGGGAGCGAUCGAGGGUCGUGAUCUGCGGUACACUGACUUACUGUUUACUGAGCAGGAGCGUGGCCUGAGCAUCAAGAGUACUCCGGUGUCAUUGCUGUUGCAGGAUUCACAGGACAAAUCGUAUCUGGUCAACUUGUUCGACACGCCCGGCCAUGUCAAUUUCUCGGAUGAGGUCACGGCAGGAAUGCGUCUUUGUGAUGGUGUUGUGCUAUUUGUUGAUGCACACGAAGGCCUCAUGCUGAACUCACAGGAGUUGAUCCGCCAUGCAGUUCAGGAACAGCUACCGAUUACUCUCUGCAUCAAUAAGAUCGAUCGGUUAGUGCUGGAACUGAAACUGCCGCCAACAGACGCCUACUUCAAGUUGAGGCAGAUCGUUGAUGAAACGAAUUCCUUGAUCCAAACGUUUGGUGGUGGCGAGGCAUCAGUAUUGUCACCUCUACUCGGUAAUGUGCUGUUUGCAAGCUCGAAGUUUCGCUUCUGCUUCACGCUUCACUCGUUUGCCAAAAUCUACUCCGACUCGCAUGGUAAUGCUUUCAACGCGAAGGAACUUGCUAGUCGCCUUUGGGGAGAUAUCUACUUCAACCCAUCAAAGCGCACUUUCAGCAAGAAACAGCUGUCUGCUUCAUCGCUGCGUAGCUUUGUGGAGUUCAUCUUGGAACCGUUGUAUAAGAUUCUCGCUCAGGUGGUGGGCGACGUUGAUUCUACUCUGCCACGCGUCUUGGACGAAUUAGGAAUCCGUCUAAGUAAGCAGGAGAUGAGGAUGAACAUCCGCCCCCUGCUGCGACGCGUCUGCAUGGAGUUCUUCGGCGAUGCGAACGCCUUUGUUGACAUGAUUGUCAGCCAUGUGCCAUCGCCAGUUGGCAAUGCCGAGUCCAAAGUGACCAAUGUCUACACUGGUCCGGCUGACAGUGAGUUUGCUAAGGACAUGUCUGGCUGUGAUCAAGAUGGUAUGCUGAUGCUGCACACGACCAAGAUGUAUCCUUCAAACGACGCUACCACUUUCCAUGCGUUUGGCCGUGUCUUCAGUGGCACGGUAACCGCCGGACAGCGUGUGCGGGUUCUCGGUGAGAACUACUCACUAGAUGAUGUGGAGGACUCCAAGGUGGCACAGAUUGGCCGCUUGUGGAUUCAUGAAGCUCGCUACAACAUUGAGGUAAACCGUGUACCGGCUGGCAACUGGGUGUUAAUUGAGGGCCUGGAUGCACCAAUUGUGAAAACAGCUACCAUCACCAGCAUCACAGAUAGCGACGAAGCUGAGAUCUUCAGACCGCUCCGGUUCAACACGCUAUCCACGGUCAAGAUUGCAGUGGAGCCUGUUAACCCGUCCGAGCUGCCCAAGAUGUUGAAUGGCUUGCGUAUGAUCAACAAGAGCUACCCGCUGGUAACAACGAAGGUUGAAGAGUCUGGCGAACACAUCGUCCUGGGUACAGGAGAACUGUACAUGGAUUGUGUCAUGCAUGACCUCCGCAAGAUGUACUCCGAGAUUGAAAUCAAGGUUUCUGAUCCGGUGGUGACAUUCAGUGAGACCGUAGUGGAAGUAUCGUCCAUCAAGUGCUUUGCAGAGACGCCGAACAAGAAGAACAAAGUGACGAUGAUUGCUGAGCCACUGGAAAAAGGUGUUGCGGAAGACAUUGAGAAUCAGGUUGUGUCCAUAAACUGGAACAGGAAAAAGUUGGGUGAAUUCUUCCAGUCAAAGUACGAUUGGGAUCUACUAGCAGCCAGAAGUAUCUGGGCGUUUGGUCCGGAGGCGUGUGGUCCCAACGUCUUGGUUGACGACACGCUACCAUCUGAAGUUGACAAGAGCUUACUGAACUCGGUCAAGGACUCCAUCGUGCAGGGCUUCCAAUGGGCGACAAGAGAAGGUCCACUUGCCGAUGAGCCUAUUCGCAAUGUGAAGUUCAAGAUUCUUGAUGCGCACAUCGCUGAUGAUCCUAUCCAGCGUGGCGGUGGUCAGGUCAUUCCCACUGCUCGCCGUGUUGCCUACUCAGCUUUCUUGAUGGCAGCGCCACGCCUUAUGGAGCCACACAACUUCGUUGAAGUGAUUGCACCAGCCGACUGUGUGUCAGCCGUCUACACUGUACUAGCCAAGCGACGUGGCCAUGUCACACAAGAUGCGCCCGUUGCUGGCUCACCGCUCUACGUCAUCAAGGCGUUCAUGCCCACCAUCGACUCAUUCGGCUUCGAAACUGACCUCCGCAUCCACACACAGGGCCAGGCUUUCUGCGUCUCCAUCUUCCAUCAUUGGCAGAUUGUUCCUGGUGACCCGUUGGAUAAGUCGCUGGUCAUUCAGCCGCUGGAGCCUCAACCAGCACCAAAGCUUGCACGUGACUUCAUGAUCAAGACAAGACGGAGGAAGGGUCUCAGCGAGGAUGUCAGCAUCAGCAAGUUCUUUGACGAUCCUAUGUUGCUUGAGUUGGCACGACAGGAUGUCACACUAUCAUUUGCUCUCUGAGCAUUCUAUCCUGUGUCCCCUCAUAUUUUACACGAAUGCCUGUGUGUAACGGCUCUCUUUCGUUCCUCUGCUCUGCUCUGCUUCUCAGAUGAGACCUGCUUUCAAAGCGUUUUCUUAAGUUUCAACUGCAAACCUUGUGCAUAAAUCAGUCCUAACUAUCUUUACCUCUUCUUGUAUUCUGCUCUUGUACAUUAGUUUUUUUCUGUUUGAUCGAGGAACGUGCUGGUAACGUUAAUUCUUGAAAACAAA